Messenger RNA from Cucurbita pepo subsp. pepo (vegetable marrow), 736 nucleotides. RefSeq lists its product as uncharacterized. NCBI's taxonomy places the organism in Eukaryota, Viridiplantae, Streptophyta, Magnoliopsida, Cucurbitales, Cucurbitaceae. The record is from RefSeq and is a predicted model, not a curated record.
AAAUGCCACUUCCCACGCCCAAUCCCGGUCUCUCUCUCCCACGCAUUUCUUCAAACAUCUCCCGCUCGUGGUGGUCCGAUCCUAUUCUUCCAUGGCCGCCGACGGCCUCCUCCGCCCUGUCUACGAGGCUUGCAUCGCCGGCUGCGACACCGAGAUCGACCGCCGCCCCUACCACCGCAACUGCGGCUGUGCACUCCACAAAUCCCGUCGUCAAUCUCCUCGCUGCUCCCAUUCAAAGUCUAAAUCCAUCUUCUAUCCCAUUCGCCGAUCCUGGAGUGAAGGCUGCUUGGCUCUCGCCCUCGCCUCUGCUUCAUCUUCCCCUUCCUCCUCCCCUGUCAUCGGUAAGACCUCUCAACCUGGUGUCGCUUUGAGCGACGACGAUGACGACGACGCUCCUCUUCAGCUUGCGAGGAAUUGAUUCCGAUUCUUCCUCUUCUUUUGCUUUCACCGUUUCGACAAUUUUCCUGCCCUAGGUUUUGAAUAAUCAUGAACCAGAUGAGAUGAUUUAUAAUUGUAUGUGUGUGUGUUUUUUUUCUUUUAAACUUUCUGUGAUCUGAAAAACAAUACUGGAUCCAUUCUUGUUUUGAGUCGUGUUUUUUACAACUUGCCGUCAAAUAGAUGGCGAGGAUUGAUAAUCGGUCUUCUCUGUGUUUGGAGAAGUGCCGUUGGUGAUUAAGAUAUACUCCACCAUGUGUUUAUAGCGUAUGUAAUUGUAUAUAUACAUAUAUGUUUUUUA